Moneuplotes crassus is the source of this 1420-nucleotide messenger RNA. NCBI's taxonomy places the organism in Eukaryota, Ciliophora, Spirotrichea, Euplotida, Euplotidae. The record is from the annotation of a GenBank genome assembly.
AUGGAGCAAAAUGAAUCUAAACAAGAGACAGCCCAAUGUGAAGCUUUUGGCUGCUCAGUUCAAUUUGAAGAUGAAAAUUACUGCCAUGUACCUAAAUGGGGACUCACUGUGUGCCAGAAGUGACGAAAUGACCUUUACAGUCAGGAAACAUACUUUUGAUCCCAAGACUUAAAGAAUGCUGAUAAAGAAAUUCAAAGAUUGCUAUUUAUGCUGCUAACUACAAAGCAAAAAUAUAUGGAAAUUACUGGUAAAAUGAAAGUAGAUCAGCAGCAUGUUAGAAUUGUAGAUUCUCAAAUUCAGCAAGCACAAGGAUAUUUGAAGAAGAUUGAGGAUCAAGAUGAUAUAUCAGCCUUAGGAGAAGUUCUAAGCAAUACAAGAGACAUUAAGCAGCAAUUUGAAAGCAGCUUUCCUGUAAAAAUUAUUAAAGAUAUCCUUUUCAAACAAUGGCUAGACACCACAUCAGCUCCCGUUCAUCCUCAAGCUUCACUCCAGCCUAUCCCUACCACUCUCUGAACCCCUGAUCCAGCUCCAUCAUCUCAACCAGCUCCAUCAUCUCAACCAGCUCCAGCUCCAUCAUCUCAACCAGCUCCAGCUCCAUCAUCUCAACCAGCUCCAGACCCCACCGACUUCCUCAAGCGCUCUUUCCAACAAUACUUCACUCUAAAAUCCUCACCUGCUCAGUCACCUCCUACUUGUCUUCCUCUUUCACUUCCUGCAGAUUCCUGUAUUACACUUAACUUUGAGCUGCCUUAUUCCUCGCUUGCCCAUCUUCUUGCACAGACUGUUGGCAAAGAAGCGUACCCUGAUCCUUUCAACAUCACUGAAGUGAUGUUGCCCCCGCUCAGGGCACUGGCAUUGGCCAAUGUGCCUGGGCCAAUCCCUGAUUUGGGCAGGUUCUGUGAUAAGACAGUAAAAGGGCCUUUACAGGCCUUUUACUGGAAUUAUCCAGCUCUGGAGAAAUAUUGGACUGAGAAGGUGACAUUUGAUGGUAUAUCAAGCAGUAUUUAAGAAUAUAAGUGAUGAGAUUCUAUUUCUUUGUGCAAAGAUAAAUAGAAAUACAUUUAUUGAAAUACUGAACACAGCUACAGCUAAAAGAAUCAUUUUCCAAUAUUCCAAAAUAAAUCUAUCCUCAGAAAAUUCAAAAGAUCCAGAAAUUCUCCCUCUUACUAACACUAAAACACAAGAAAUUUCUUUCCAGGAAUGUUGUGGUGAUGAUAUAAAUCUUACAGAAUCCGAUUUGGAGUUGCUCAUAAAAUCUAUUUGAACCACAGAGAUGCACAAAUCUCUAAAAACACUAAACAUCAGUGAAUGUAGAACCACUGUAGAAAAGGUAAAGCUAUUAUUUGAAAAACAUGGAAACAGCAGUGUUGAAGUUGUAGAUGAGUAUUGGGAACCUCAGUAUAUUGAAUAAAAAUUCAAC